Lethenteron reissneri (Far Eastern brook lamprey) is the source of this 633-nucleotide messenger RNA. RefSeq names its product proline-rich protein 2-like. The record is from RefSeq and is a predicted model, not a curated record. Lineage: Eukaryota; Metazoa; Chordata; Hyperoartia; Petromyzontiformes; Petromyzontidae.
AUGCACUCUCGGGACGUGCUGCGAGCCACGCAGGAGCUGCGUCUGCAGCUGGAGGCGACGGACGAGAGUGGCGGGCGCCUCCCCCGCGCUCAGCCUCCCGGGCGCAGCGACUCUGGGGACGCGGCUGGAGCUCGGAGGCUGCGGGGCCGCGUCUCCGAGGAGCCCCCAGGGAGCGCCCCCAGGGAGCGCCCCCAGGGAGCGCCCCCAGGGAGCGCCCACAGGGAGCGCCCCAAGGGAGCGCCCCCAGGGAGCGCCCCCAGGGAGCGCCCCCAGGGAGCGCCCCCAGGGAGCGCCCCCAGGGAGCGCCCACAGGGAGCGCCCCCAGGGAGCGCCCCCAGGGAGCGCCCCCAGGGAGCGCCCACAGGGAGCGCCCCAAGGGAGCGCCCCCAGGGAGCGCCCUCAGGGAGCGCCCCAAGGGAGCGCCCCAAGGGAGCGCCCCAAGGGAGCGCCCCCAGGGAGCGCCCCGAGGGAGCGCCCCAAGGGAGCGCCCCAAGGGAGCGCCCCAAGGGAGCGCCCCCAGGGAGCGCCCCCAGGGAGCGCCCCAAGGGAGCGCCCCCAGGGAGCGCCCCGAGGGAGCGCCUGGCUCGAGGCACGGCUCCGGCUGGAGCACGCGAGCCACUCCCGUGCCGGUGA